Molecule: messenger RNA, 1679 nt
Organism: Ixodes scapularis (black-legged tick)
Lineage: Eukaryota; Metazoa; Arthropoda; Arachnida; Ixodida; Ixodidae
Gene: BckdhB
Product: 2-oxoisovalerate dehydrogenase subunit beta, mitochondrial
Exons: 5
Coding region: 269-1420 (383 amino acids)
Biological process (GO): response to nutrient; branched-chain amino acid catabolic process
Molecular function (GO): catalytic activity
Source: RefSeq, a predicted model, not a curated record
CUUUAGUUUCUGUUUUCCGCUUAGGGUGAAGAUCCUAUUAUCUAAGAUAGGAUGAUUAAGAUACCUUUCGUUUUUAUAUCAUAAAACCAGCGGAAGGUGCCAAAAUCGUUGACAAACGCGCAAAGAAGUGGUCGUACUCUGUAUUUCGAAGCUGCGGCCGCUUCACGUAACGGUGUUUUGCAAUCCGGUAUGACGGGUAGCAGCCGGAGCUGACGAGAGAGUUGUAACUGUAACAGGAGCACGUCUGUAACCUACGGCCGCGUAUAACAUGGCCCUGACCAUGAGUAUGACAGCAAUAACGCGCCCCAUGCGUUCGUUGCUGGGUAAAAAGUCGUCCCUUCGCAAGUUGCGAUUGAACAACGAGCCCAGCAACCAUCUGCAGAAGAGAUGCGCAGCACACUUCACCUUCGUUCCCGAUACUGCACCCUCCUCGGAAGGAGAGACGGCGCGGAUGAACCUGUACCAGGCGGUCACCAACUCCCUGGACCUGGCACUAGCCCGUGAUCCAACCGCGGUAAUCUUUGGCGAAGACGUGGCCUUCGGUGGCGUGUUCCGCUGCACGGUCGGCCUCCAAGACAAGUAUGGCAAGCAGCGCGUCUUCAACACACCGCUCUGCGAGCAGGGCAUCGCGGGGUUCGGUAUCGGCCUCGCCGUGGCCGGAGCCACGGCCAUUGCCGAAAUGCAGUUUGCCGAUUACAUCUACCCGGCGUUCGACCAGCUAGUCAACGAGGCGGCCAAGUACCGCUACCGGUCCGGCGGCCUCUUCGACUGCGGAAAGCUCACGAUCCGGGCGCCUUCGGGCGCAGUGGGACACGGCGCCCUGUACCACUCACAGAGCCCCGAGGCCUUCUUCGCGCACGUGCCGGGUCUGCGCGUGGUCAUGCCCCGGGGCCCCAUCCAGGCCAAGGGCCUGCUCACGGCGUGCAUCCAGGACCCGAACCCGUGCAUAUUCUUCGAGCCCAAGAUCCUGUACCGGUUGGCGGUGGAGCAGGUGCCGCUAAAGGACUUCUCGCUUCCGCUCGGCAAGGCCCAGGUGCUCCAGGAAGGCCAUGACCUGACGCUACUGGCGUGGGGCACUCAGGUGCAUGUGCUGCGUGAGGUUGCUCAGCUGGCGCAGGACAGGCUCAACGUGUCCUGCGAACUCAUUGACCUGUGCACCCUCACCCCGUGGGACAAGGAGACAGUGGCCAAUUCGGUGUGCAAGACUGGACGUCUCUUGGUGGCUCAUGAGGCUCCAUUGACGGCGGGAUUGGGAGCAGAGAUAGCUGCUACGAUUCAGAGUGAAUGCUUCCUGAACCUAGAGGCCCCGGUGCAGAGGGUUACUGGCUUCGACACCCCUUUCCCACACAUCUUUGAGCCCUUCUACCUGCCAGACAAGUGGCGUUGCUUCGAGGCUGUAAAGAAACUACUCAACUACUAGGAACUGCAUUAUCAAAGGGAAAGAAACAGGAGAAAAAUAUUUGAGAAGCAAUGUGCAUCUAGAUUUAUGUUUUAUUCUUUGUGAUUCGUCCACUUUAGUGCACCAUUAAGAGCCAAGUGGAUGCCCCCGUCACAUUGCGAGCACUGUUCUGUCAGCGAGCAAACUCUGUCUAGUAUAUCAUUGGCCAUUGUGUAGUUUAUCUCGUGGCAUGGCAGUAAAUAAGCUACGGAGGUAAAUAAAAGUAAUAUGUUUUGGGUCA